UCAGUCUUUCUACUACUGCAGUGUAUGAGGUUUUCUUGAAUAAGAAAUAAACGCGAAGACGACGACGACAACUAAAGGAAAAUUUAUUUAAUUGGAAUUACACGACAAUUACCUUGGAAAUAAACUAGAAUAAAAGCGCAAGCAACGUUACUAAACAAAAUUAGUUCAUUUGUGAUAUUAAGUGUAGAACGUUAGUGGAAUUGGAGACAAUAAUCGAACCUGUGAAGUGAUAAAGGAUACCGAUGAAUAGUGAACGAUUGUGUGGUGACCCAAAUCAAUAGAAAGGAUUAUCGGGACUCAGUUGGAACUAAAGUGGAUGAGAAUAGACUUGGAUAAUAAUUUUGAAAAAAAAAAGAUACAACCGAACUUUUUUAGUUCUUCUUUGAAAGGGUGCUCAAAUUUCUGUGCUACAUCUAUCGCUCCUCACUUUUACCGAAGCGAUGGUGUGAAGCAGUGAGACCUGGGACAGUUUGAAACUAAAAAGAUUGAAAUGAAGAACUACCACUAAGUGUUCUCUAGCCUCGCAAGCGAUUAAUCGAAAGUGGGUCAAGUACAGUUCAAAUUUAAACGAUCGAAUAAUCCCUCGGUGUGUGCUGUGUAUUUUCGGGAAGUCUCUCUCAAAUUCUUCGAAGUAAUGAUCACUGAUUGAUCAAGAACUACUAUUCAAGGAGAAUUUUUAGUAACGAAACUUCAGGCUGUUAACGCUUGAACAAUUCUGAUAUUGCGCUUUUAGGAGAUAGUUUUUUUUCCAAAAUAUUAUCACAUAAUAGACAAAAUUAAUAUUUCGUGAUUAUUGGAUAUUGAAGAUAAAAAAUAAAUUUAUUCAAAUUUAAACGUAAGACGUCAAAGGAGUCAAUUCGAUUUUGAUAAUAAUAACGUAAAAUUGUAAUAAACGACUAAAAAAUUCCACGAAAAUAUAAAAUAAAAUCCUUUAAAUAAAUUGCCUGAAAUAAACGUAAAUAAAGUAUAAAGAAGUCAACACAAUGGCAGAAAAAAUUGAUAAUAAUGCGCCGUUGAAAUGCACUGCAGGCUUGUCGUCAACCCCUUGUUCUGAUAUUAAUAGCGAUUGCCAAAAUUGCCGAACGGGAGAGAAAAUCCAAGAUGCAAAACAACAAGAACAACUUGAACCUGACCAACCGAAGCAGCUUCUAACACCAUCGAUUGCCAUCCCGUUACCCCCACCCCCUUCCUUGGUAACCUGCAGUCCGUUGGAAAUGCCACCAGUACCGCCAAAUACUGUGGAAAGUGAAAGUCAAACGGACUCUUUAGAUGAAGGGAUCGAUACAAAUGAUUGCUGCAAUAAUAUGGCCUGUGAUCAAGUAGCACAUGAUAAUGGAGUUCCUGAAUCAAACCCUUCAGUAUCAUGUGAUAAGUAUGCAUCAAACGAGCAAAGUUAUGAUAAUAAGCAGAAACUGCAGGUAAUGUGCCAUCCGAUCUCUUCCAUCAUCCCUAGAAUGAAUAGUGAGGACCAACAACUUGAUGAUAUGACUGUUAGCCCUGAGUUCAUUAAUGAAGCAGAAGUUUCCUAUGUGGAAAUUCAUGACAAGCUGAUUGAUCGUGAUGCACUGGAGGCUGCGGCUGAUUCUUCCGAGUCCGAGGAAGACGAUCAACUGAAGCCCCUCAUGGUCGACAACCACCAGGAAUGCUAUUUGGCUAAAAGGCAGAUUCAACAGAUCAUACAACAGAAUAGCAUUUUGAUGAAAGAACUGAAUAGCUCAACUGAAAGUGAUGGUCCUCGAAGUGAUCGUUCCUACUCACAGCAAUUGUGCAACAGGCAAACCCCGUACCUAACCGAAAGUGCCUGUGAAAGUCCGGACCUACAGUCCUCAGAUGAUGCAACUAGUAAGGAUCAUAGGUCUAAUUCCAUUGGGCAGUUACAAGACGGAGAAAAAGAAAUUGACAGCCUAAGUCCUGAUGAAAUACCUGAUGAUCAGAUGGCCGAGGAGAUCACGGAACAGGUGGAAUUUUACUUUUCCAAUGACAAUAUCUUGAAGGAUGCCUUUCUACUCAAACAUGUACGUCGUAACAAGGAAGGUUUCGUUAGUCUAAAACUUGUCUCCAGUUUCAAACGAGUCCGUCAAUUGACAAAGGAUUGGCGAGUUGUAGGACAUGCAUUACGCCGAAAGAGUCGAAAGAUUGAACUUAACGAAUUAGGAACGAAAAUACGUCGCAGAGAACCCUUGCCCACAUUUGAUGAAACCAUGCCAUCACGAACAAUUGUCGCAUGCGAUUUACCUGUGGAUAAGCUAUGCAUUGAAAAAGUUUCCGAUAUUUUCUCUAAAUGCGGUGAAAUCGCAUUGAUUCGUAUCCUCCGUCCAGGUGCAGGUAUUCCGGUAGAUGUUCGUCAGUUUAUGAAUAAAUAUCCGGAGUUACAGGCCAAAGAUUGUGCACUGGUUGAAUUCGUCGAGUCCCAGUCGGCUCGAAAUGCUAAGGAUCUGGAAGGACCGUUCAAGGUCUUUGAAAUGGUCGCUCCUAAGAAGAAGACUGGUAAGAAAGCCAUUACUGUAACUAAACUAAUUGAGAAUUAUAAAUAUAACGAUAAUAACUACGAGAGAAAUCGCGGUGGGAUCAUGAUCCCUCAACCGCAGACGAUUGAAAACGAUCUAAAAUACAAGUUGCGUCGUAACAACUCCGAUUUCUAUGUGAAGCCGGAACAUGCCCAUAUUUGUACGCAACGAAAAUAUUCGUAUAACCCGAACAACGCCAACAAUAAUAUGAGCCAUGCUACUGGCAAUAUGUACAACCAUCCCCAUGGAGUUGAACAACCUACUUUUAUUCACUAUCCGCGCCGAGCCAGCAACUUUUCGAUUGCCAGUAGUGAAAGUAUGUCGCGCAAGUAUUCAUCCUGUUCAGAAGGAUAUUCCAGUUGUUCCGACUACUCUCGACGCCCCUCCGGGGCCUCCUCGUCUGGUGAUUCCAGACGCGGUUCUAACUGUUCUGACUAUUGCCCUUGCUCGCGUCGCGGCUCCCAAUGCAGCACCAAUAUCGUGGGCAGCCCAAAUAUGACCCUCUACAACAAUGAUUUGCUCCUUCGAAGGAUGUCGUCUUUAUCAUCAUCUUCCCAACAACAUGGCGGCGUUCCAAUUGGUCCUGAAUACAAUAACGACAUGGGCCGCAGGAUAUCAACUGAUAUAAACGGUGGCGGCAGCGAUCGUAAACUUUCGACCGGAUCAAAUGGGAGUGGGGAUCGGGCUAUUAUUCAUGAUUCAUGCCGAAAAUUUUCCAAUGGAUUCGAUCCGAACCGAAAGCUAUCGAAUAGUGAUCAGUACUUUAAUGGUAGACGAUUGUCUUCCGAUUCAGGAUAUGAUAGAAGGAUGUCUUUCGGUUCGGAUUAUGGAAGUUCACCGAGAUCACGUAGUGGAAGUUUUUUAACUUGCCAACAUAAGAAUUCGGAAACAGUCGUUCGAACCCCAAUUGGGCCCGAUGGAAGCAAGGGAUUCGCCUCGCGAGCACGUAAAGUUGGGCAAAUAGUAUCACCUGUGUAAAUUUACAGGGAAAUAGCAAGCAAUUUUUGACAGAACAGCGGAAACUACCAUGAAAAAUAGGGAAAAAGGAGAGAAUUGUAUGGGACAACGUUUUGGUUUGUUAAUAUUUAACAACAUUAUUUUUUUAAAAUUAAUUAGGCCAAUUUACCUUAAUUUCGUCCAUUAUUUUUGAUUUUUUAUAAUUUGCUUUACUCGAAUUUCUAAUUUGCUUUAUACAGUUAUAGAUAUCUUUCAUAUUUAUUGGAUAAUUUUAGAUACAAAUGCAAGGCUUCGUCCUUAUUUGUAAAUACAUUUCAACGUGUCCCCCCUGUCAUCUCUACUUAAAUUUUUACAAAGAUUUUGUAAUAUUUUACAAAGUUGUAUAUUGAGUAGUUUAUUGUUAAUUAAUUUAUAUGAAAUUUUUCAAAUAUUUAUCGAAAAAAUGUACACGAAUCCAUAUACAGUUUUAAGACAAUAAAAAGAUGAAAAUCGCGUGUGAUGAAAAUUGAAAAUUUCUAAUUGUUAGUAUCGUGUCCAUAAUAGUUUUUAAUUGAACAACACCAAGUACUUGUUUGUUGUUGAUCUAUUAUUAUAUAUGUAUUGAUAUUAUAUAGAUUUUUAAAUAAAAAAAAAA
Hermetia illucens (black soldier fly) is the source of this 4098-nucleotide messenger RNA. RefSeq lists its product as uncharacterized. The record is from RefSeq and is a predicted model, not a curated record. Gene Ontology annotation, molecular function: mRNA binding. Gene Ontology annotation, cellular component: nucleus. The transcript has 2 exons. Lineage: Eukaryota; Metazoa; Arthropoda; Insecta; Diptera; Stratiomyidae. The coding region runs from base 984 to 3485 and encodes 833 amino acids. Gene Ontology annotation, biological process: RNA processing.